Molecule: messenger RNA, 789 nt
Organism: Bacidia gigantensis
Lineage: Eukaryota; Fungi; Ascomycota; Lecanoromycetes; Lecanorales; Ramalinaceae
Exons: 1
Coding region: 1-789 (262 amino acids)
Source: RefSeq, a predicted model, not a curated record
AUGGUUGUCUCAUCAGUAAGCCAGCAUCAGACGAUGACAGACGAAGCAAUAGAGGCUGAAUGGUACAAUGCUCUUUGUGAGGCGUACGGCGUAGACCCAGCUGCCUCAUCAGUGGACCAGGUUCAGGCAAUACCCAACAGGCCAGAAUGGGAGACAGGAUGGUACGAAGCUAUCUGUGAGACGUACGAUGCAGCCGAACUCGUUCAAGAUGAAUGGAUGAGGUGGUCAGGCGGAGUGGACAGAGUGUUGAAGGAGAUGGCAGAUCGUAUGACUCAGGUCGCCGUUCCAGACUCCGUCAUGCUAGGCUUGAUCAACAUGAUUAAGCACCUUCCUUGCAAGCCAGGCGUGCCACGGAAUAGUAUCAUCGAUGAUGCUGACAGGAGAUGUUUCGUAACGCAUGCACAGAAACAAAUCCACCAAUAUUGGCAUGAGUGGGCGGAUAAAGCUCAAAGCCUAUGUGAACAGGUCGCCAAGGUGAUGAAGAGCUAUGACGCGCAUUCGGAAGACGCUUCGUGCGAGGACAUUGUUGAAGGGAUGAAUUUCGGAAGACUGUCGCUCUCAAGGAAGGUGUUGCAGAAGCACGACUUGCGACAGGAUUUUCGAGAAUUGCUGAAGUCGGCAUUAGACAAAGGGCCAGAAACGAGCAUGAGCGCGCAAAGAGAACUUAGGAUACUUCUUGAUAUUCUUUUCGAGGGACAGGAAGAGGCCGAGAAGAUGACGGAUGCAGAGGCGGAAGAUAUUAUCACUCAGCUGGAGAGUAUGGAUCUUAGUGUAGAGGACGCUGAGUAA